AUGGUUGAACUAUACUUUGUUGCAAUUGAAAUCCUCAUAUUAGAAGGUGACAACUUGCGAAAUUUAUUCCCAAAUGCAAAAAUUCAUGUUGGUUGUGUUAAAAUUGUUGCAAGGGAAGUUUUUUUUUUAUUAGUUGCUAUUGUAAUAUUGCCAACAACAUGGUUGAAAAGUUUAAGUUUAUUGGCUUAUGUUUCUAUUGGUGGAGUUUUGGCUUCAAUUGUUUUGGUUUUUUCAAUAUUUUGGAUUGGUGCAAUUGAUGGUAUUGGAUUUGAAGAAAAAGGUGUGAUUUGGAGAUGGGAUGGAUUGAUAAGUGCAAUAAGUAUGUAUACAUUUUGUUAUUGUGGUCAUGCUAUUUUCCCAACAAUAUGCAAUUCCAUGAAGGAUAGGAGCCAAUUUCCAAAGGUUUUAUUUGUGUGCUUUAUAUUAAGCACCAUUACUUAUGGAUCAAUGGCAACUAUGGGGUACUUAAUGUAUGGACAAAAUUUAAUGUCACAAAUAACAUUAAAUCUCCCUAUCGGGAAAAUUAGUUCGAAAAUCGCGAUAUAUACGACACUCUUUAAUCCAAUAACAAAGUAUGUUCUUGUUAUCUCUCCAAUUACAACGGCUAUUGAAGAUAAAUUACCUUUACGAAAGAGUAAAUAUAUCGUGAGCUACUUCAUCAGAACAUUUUUGGUCAUCAGCACGGUCAUUGUGGCGUUAACUGUUCCAUUUUUUUGGAUAUGUCAGACAUUUACGGGCGCACUUUUUGGCAUUACCGUGUCGAUAUUGUUACCAUGCCUAUGCUACCUCAAGAUCAAGAAGCCUUCAUUUUUGGAAGUUGUGUUUAUUUGGAUGAUUUUGGUUUUUGGUUCUUCAGUUGUCAUAUCUGGAGCUUACACUUCUUUGAAAAACAUUAUUAGUCAUGUGUAG
This is a messenger RNA of Solanum stenotomum, 909 nucleotides long. Its product is annotated as amino acid transporter AVT1I-like. Gene Ontology annotation, cellular component: plasma membrane. The transcript has 2 exons. The record is from RefSeq and is a predicted model, not a curated record. NCBI's taxonomy places the organism in Eukaryota, Viridiplantae, Streptophyta, Magnoliopsida, Solanales, Solanaceae. The coding region runs from base 1 to 909 and encodes 302 amino acids.